This is a messenger RNA of Erpetoichthys calabaricus (reedfish), 2641 nucleotides long. RefSeq names its product retinoblastoma binding protein 5 (gene rbbp5). Bases 137 to 1819 code for a protein of 560 amino acids. Gene Ontology annotation, cellular component: Set1C/COMPASS complex. The transcript is spliced from 14 exons. Gene Ontology annotation, molecular function: protein binding. NCBI's taxonomy places the organism in Eukaryota, Metazoa, Chordata, Cladistia, Polypteriformes, Polypteridae. The record is from RefSeq and is a predicted model, not a curated record.
AAGGUCCUUCAGCACAUUGAGGCGCCAGUCGUUUCUUUUUGUUUUGAUGGUACAAAUAUGGUGAAAGGAAACGAGUCCAUUAAGGAGUACCGAUCGUUUUAAAACGAAAUAGGAUCGGGAGGUCAAGCAGUGGAAGAUGAAUCUAGAGCUCUUGGAGUCCUUUGGACAGAAUUAUCCAGAGGAAGCUGAUGGCACCCUGGACUGUAUCAGCAUGGCCCUCACAUGCACUUUCAAUCGCUGGGGAACAUUGCUUGCUGUUGGCUGCAAUGAUGGUCGAAUAGUAAUCUGGGAUUUCUUAACCAGAGGAAUUGCCAAAAUCAUCAGUGCUCACAUCCACCCAGUCUGCUCCCUAUGCUGGAGUCGAGAUGGGCACAAACUUGUCAGUGCUUCCACAGACAACAUUGUCUCACUCUGGGAUGUGCUGACUGGAGACUGUGAUCAGAGGUUUCGUUUUCCAUCACCUAUUCUCAAAGUGCAGUUUCACCCUCGAGACCAAAACAGAGUACUGGUGUGUCCCAUGAAAUCGGCCCCCGUUCUGCUGACUCUUUCAGACUCUAAGCAUGUAGUUCUACCUGUGGAUGAUGACUCAGAUCUAAAUGUGGUUGCAUCUUUUGACAGACGAGGGGAGUAUAUCUACACUGGCAAUGCCAAGGGCAAGAUAUUAGUUUUAAAAACAGACUCUCAGGAUUUAGUGGCUUCCUUCCGUGUCACCACAGGCACCAGUAAUACUACAGCAAUUAAGUCCAUUGAAUUUGCACGUAAGGGGAGCUGUUUCCUGAUCAAUACAGCUGACCGAAUCAUCCGCGUGUAUGAUGGCCGUGAGAUCUUGACAUGUGGUAGAGAUGGAGAGCCAGAGCCCAUGCAGAAGCUACAGGACUUGGUCAACCGAACUCCGUGGAAAAAAUGCUGCUUUUCAGGUGACGGGGAGUACAUUGUAGCUGGUUCAGCAAGACAGCAUGCCCUCUAUAUUUGGGAGAAGAGCAUUGGCAACCUUGUCAAGAUUCUUCAUGGCACCCGGGGAGAGCUACUACUAGAUGUAGCUUGGCAUCCUGUUAGGCCAAUCAUUGCAUCCAUUUCCAGUGGUGUUGUAUCUAUUUGGGCCCAAAACCAGGUGGAAAACUGGAGUGCGUUUGCACCAGACUUUAAGGAGCUGGAUGAGAAUGUGGAGUAUGAAGAGCGUGAAUCUGAAUUUGAUAUUGAAGAUGAGGAUAAGAGUGAGCCUGAACAAACUGGUGCAGAUGCUGCAGAAGAUGAGGAGGUGGAUGUGACUUCAGUAGACCCUAUUGUUGCCUUUUGCAGUAGUGAUGAAGAACUAGAAGACUACAAAGCCUUGCUGUAUUUGCCAAUUGCUCCAGAAGUUGAAGAUCCAGAGGAAAAUCCAUUUGGGCCUCCCCCAGAUACUACUGGUCAGAAUGUACCACCUGAUGAUUCUCCGGUUGGUACAGGAGGUGAAAAGAAGCAGAGGCAACCAUCCUCUGAGGGAGUGCCCCCCAAAAAGAAAGCACGCACAACCACCAUUGAACUGCAGGGGGUGCCCAGCGAUGAGGUACAUCCUUUGCUGGGAGUGAAGGGAGAUAGCAAGUCCAAGAAGAAGCAAGCUGGACGACCAAAGGGAUCAAAAGGUAAAGAGAAAGAUUCUCCCUUUAAAGCCAAAAUCUACAAAGGUGACAGAGGGUUGCCUUUGGAAGGAACGGGCACAGCAGGCGGCGGAGCAGGAGGUGGAGGAGGUGGUGGUGGUGGAGGAGGAGGUGCGAAGAGCAAAGUGCAGGCAGAUUUGGUUCCUCUUGAAACAGGUGGUGCUAUUUCUGAACUUUUAUGAAGGAUAGUCUUUUGCGUCUCGCUUUCUCUUCCUCUGGUCUGAGAUUGUGUUGGCAUACUGACUAACUGCAGGGGUUCAGGCACCCCUUCUUGUACAAAGAAUAUAAAAGCAAUGAGUUGGGAGGAAUAAAUAUCCACUCGGGUUGGCGUCAAACAGGACCUUUGGCCUAAAAUGUGGACUCCUUCGAUGACUACAUUGCAGCCUUUUCUUCAGACCCUGGUGGAUUAUUUUUGUAAUUUGAGAAUCAUGUUUGAAUUGUCAUCACUCUCUUAUACAAAAGGGCUUCUAGAGGCACAGCUGUACAGAACACAAACUUUUAUCCUUUGUGCCCUGCUUAUUUGCAGAACUAUGAAGCCUAUACAAGAAUAAAGAAGCCAGAAUUUUAACAUUAUUUCAAGAUUACAAGGAAAUCUCUUGUACAUAUUCCAGCAUUUUGAUAGGCACUGUUUCCAUCAGAGCAUCAUCUCCAUGAGGAAGGGAAGCAUACGUGAUCAUCAUUGACAAGUGAGAUUCAUAAACACUGCAGUAAAACAACACAGGAAGUCUAAUAGUAGUCAUGUCAUGUAUGGAAAGAGUGAGACCAUCCUCUGACAUAACCCUUUCCAGCACCCUUUUUGUUUGUUUUUGUCUUUUUAGAGGUGCUACAGCCACUUAUGAGACUCGGUUGUAGUGAACUUACCUGUGAUACUGAUGUAUUGCAAGCUAAGUCACAUGAUUAAACAUUGUACUGUCAAAACCAGGUAUUGUGUUUUGUUUUUAAGGACUGGACUGGAAGGGGUUGCACAAAAAUCAAGAUAAUUGCUUAAUAAAAGUUCAGAAAAA